AUGGUUGCUCCUUUAAUUAUCUCUCUUCUUCAUCAAGAUUCAAGGUUAAGGAUUAUCCAUAGAGAUCUAAAGGCCAGUAAUGUUCUACUGGAUGCUUCUAUGAACCCCAAAAUUUCAGAUUUUGGUAUGGCUAGAAUAUUUAGAGGAGACCAAAGUGAAGCGGAUACAAAUCGUGUGGUUGGAACAUAUGGUUAUAUGUCACCAGAAUACGCAAUGAAAGGACAUUUUUCAGUGAAAUCUGAUGUAUAUGCUUUCGGAAUUAUACUCCUAGAAAUUGUUACUGGCAGAAAAAAUUCUGGUUAUUGCCAUGACAAGUAUCCUGACGCAAUUAAUUUGGCUGGACAUGUUUGGAACUUGUGGAGAGAAGGUAAAGUCUUGGAAAUCGUCGAUCCAUCCCUGGGUGAAUUGUACCCUGUCAAUGAAGUUGUGAGAUCCAUCAAAAUUGCACUCUCAUGUGUGCAAGACUACGCCACUGACCGGCCAACCAUGUCAGCAGUUGUUUUCAUGUUAGGGAAUUAUGAUGCAGCAGUUCCUUCACCAAGACAGCCUGCAUUUUUGUUACAGAGAACUUAUGAUGCUGGAAACCCAUCAACCAGUACAGAAGGAGCUAAGUCUAUGAAUGAUGUUACAUGUACUAGUGUAGAAGCUCGCUAAAAGGCCUGGGCAACUAUAGCAGCCUGCGUCAAAAUUAUUCACUUGAGGCUCUUUGGUUGCUGCAUUCACGCACAAGAGAAUAUGUUUGCUUGGCGAACAAAAGCUUGGACUUUUUCAUAUUUGGCAUACCUUUCAACUCACAAGCUUUGGACUUUUUCAUAUUUGACAGAAUUUAUACUCGUAAAACACAUUGUGAAAAAUUAAUCUCUGAAAUUUGAGAUCAAACAUGAGCCAGGAACAGCCACCGAAACAACGACCUGACCAGCCCCCCCGGUCAGGAACCCCUCAAGUACGGCGACGUUUUCAAUGUUUAAAGGGAGUUGGCAUCCUAGCCCCACUAUGAGCACCACUCAUGGUGGAGUGGCUGAAUCGAUGGCUGCAGCCGCGAGGCUUAACCAGAACACUGGAGAAUAAACUUACAAGUCUAGAUAUAUACGUACGCAUGCAUGGUUAAUUUUGGGGUUGUAAGCUUGGAGCUUCUUAAGGUGUUGUUAUUUUUUGUUAGUGCUACAAGUUGCUACAAUAAUGUAGACUUAUAUUUUGCUUUUAAAGGAGUUGUCUUAGUCAAUCAUGCAACUCAAAUGUUUCGUUUAAAGUAUAAACAUGUUUCCAUAUGUAGUUUGGGUUCGCAAAUGUUCUCGCUAUAACCCCGCAUCAAUUGUAAAAUUAUUAUUAGACAGUCGGAUUGAAAUACUCAAUACACCUCUUUAACAAA
Prunus avium (sweet cherry) is the source of this 1369-nucleotide messenger RNA. The record is from RefSeq and is a predicted model, not a curated record. Lineage: Eukaryota; Viridiplantae; Streptophyta; Magnoliopsida; Rosales; Rosaceae.